CAAUAGUCAAAAUCAAAACAUUGUGGAUGUCAAGUUAAAACUAUAAUGCGUUUUUGAGAUUCAGCGUGCAUCAUUGCAGAUAUGAAUUAUGUAAUUGAUAUAAACUAGAUAUACACGAAGGUGUAUAUUUAAACUUUAAUAUGAAUUCCAGGUAUAACUCAAAGAAACUGACAACGUCUCCUUGUCAGAACAGUAGUACCAUACUUGCUGCUGUGGCGUUACAAGACCACCUGUCUCGGAAUUUAUCCCUAGUAGAUCCAUUGAGGCAGACACAUCUUAAUAGACGUGCGCCAAAAGCAAAACCUAAGAAAGUCAACGCAGUUGUAGAUAGCAGGCUAAGAAAACCAACUAAGAAGACUGACAAGACAGAAGAAGAGAAAGAGUUUGUAUUAGAUGCAAAACCACACCAGCUGUCACUAGCUCAGAAACUUGGUAUAGUUGAAUCACCAGAGCAGCCAUUGUCAGAUGAUCAAUGGAAGAAAGCCAAAGAGAAAUCUAACCGUAGAGAUGAUUCUAAGCAGCCAUGUGUUAUCUGUAAAGAAGAUUUUGGAUUGGUACAACAGGUACUCUUAUCCUGCAGUCAUGUCUUCCAUAGGAACUGCUUGCAGGCUUUUGAGAGAUUCACAGGGAAGAAGACAUGUCCCAUGUGUAGAAAAGAAACCUACCAGACAAGAGUGAUAUAUGAGGGGGCAAGAGAACACAGACAAAAAUCGGCUGUUUUGAUACAAGCAUAUUGGAGGGGUUAUGUUGUCAGAAGCUGGUACACAGAGCUGAGAAAGACUGUCCCUCCAAAAGAUCCCAAACUCAGAAAGAAAUUUUAUGAAAAAAAAUUACAAAGUAUCACAGAUAGAAUACUGAAUUCCUACGACACCAGAGUAGAUGACUUCCUGUCUGAGAUUGAUAGAUCUGUCGCUGCUAGUCGAGAUGUUUUCAGACAUUUUGAAGAAUCAUCUAUGCGUGACAUCACAGACGAUGAGUGGCAGGUAAUACAGCUGAAGGCUGUUCAAAGAGGGCAUACUGAAUGCCCAAUAUGUAUAAUGCCAUUAGAAUCUACAGGACUGUGUACUGUAUCAUCACAAACUACAAGCCAUAUACGCAAGACUAUUCUACUAUCAUGCUCACAUGUGUAUCACUUAACAUGUCUUAAUGCAUUUGAAGAACUUUCCCUCGGUGAGAAGAAAGUCUGUCCUGUUUGCCGAUCAGGAUACCAAAAAUUACUCAUUUAAAUUAUCAUCUCAUUGUAAUCUGCUCUACAAACUUAGAGAGUACCUCAGCUAUCACUGGGAUUGCACCAAUGCAUCAUGGGAAAUGUAGUUUUGAAUGUUGAAUGGCUCACCCAUCAUUUACUACGUAUGUGUGUAUACUUUAGGGAUGAGUUAUUCUGCAUUUUGUAGACUGUAUUGUCUGCAUCAAAAGGAUGUAUUGUCACGAACUAUUAU
This is a messenger RNA of Saccoglossus kowalevskii, 1439 nucleotides long. RefSeq names its product RING finger protein 32-like. Gene Ontology annotation, molecular function: protein binding. Lineage: Eukaryota; Metazoa; Hemichordata; Enteropneusta; Harrimaniidae. The record is from RefSeq and is a predicted model, not a curated record.